Paramacrobiotus metropolitanus is the source of this 741-nucleotide messenger RNA. Its product is annotated as tigger transposable element-derived protein 6-like. The transcript is spliced from 4 exons. The record is from RefSeq and is a predicted model, not a curated record. Gene Ontology annotation, cellular component: nucleus. Lineage: Eukaryota; Metazoa; Tardigrada; Eutardigrada; Parachela; Macrobiotidae. Bases 13 to 741 code for a protein of 242 amino acids. Gene Ontology annotation, molecular function: DNA binding.
UAAUUUGUCGUAAUGGGCCGAAAGCAGCGUAGUUAUACAGAGGAACAGAUUCGAGCAUUUCUGAUCGGUUUUGCUGCCGCUGAUGUGAGCGCACGGAGUUACGCAAAUAAUAUCGGAGUUCCGUGGAGAACUUUCACACGCUGGAAAAGCAGGUUGAGGAAGAACGAGCCUCUUCGGAAGCAGAAACACAAGCGAAAGCCGGACCACUCUGACAUAGAGGACGCUUUGUACGAAUUUCUCCUGGCCGAGCGGAAGAAGGGUCUGAUUGUGACGCGUCUGGAGCUGAAAAAAAGAGCGCUAGAGUUAGCCCAGGUGGAAGGAGCUCCAACCUUCAAGGCUUCAGACGGUUGGCUUACUAGCUUUUUGAAGAGAAAGUGCCUGCGAUACCGUGUCCCAACUCAACAUGCUCGCAAGUCUGAAUUUACAGAAGAAGAUCUGGAAGAAGAGCUGGAGUAUUUUCUCCGCUUGCACAAUUCCAUCGUUCUGGAUGAAACUCCCGCUGACCGCGUAUUCAAUUUCGAUCAGACGAUGAUUCGCCUUGUAGCGCCGAAACCGAAAACACUUUCUCCCAUUGGAGUGAAAGAAGUAACUGUUAAACAGCCUCCUGGCGAAAAAGAAGGAAUAACUGUGUCUUUAACGAUCCGUGCGGAUGGUGGAAAAUAUCCCGCUGUAGUGGUGCUAGGGGGGAAAGAAUGGGAAGCUGUCAGAAGGGAUAAUGAACAAGCUGAAAGUUCCUUCUAA